Messenger RNA from Entelurus aequoreus (snake pipefish), 1697 nucleotides. RefSeq names its product ABI family, member 3b (gene abi3b). The record is from RefSeq and is a predicted model, not a curated record. The transcript is spliced from 7 exons. Gene Ontology annotation, molecular function: SH3 domain binding. NCBI's taxonomy places the organism in Eukaryota, Metazoa, Chordata, Actinopteri, Syngnathiformes, Syngnathidae. Bases 1 to 1644 code for a protein of 547 amino acids. Gene Ontology annotation, cellular component: lamellipodium.
AUGAAAGGUGUUAACAAAAAGUUAAUACAGGAGGAAGGUUGUUUCCCGUGCAGGAUUCUCCCGCCCUCCUCAGCCAGCUGGAACAACACCCCCAAGAAGAAGAAGAAGAAGCCCAUUCCUCCUUCAAAAAUAGUUUCUCAGAUUUUACAAGAGGCGCCAACAGUUAGCAGGAAUCUCGGGGAGAACCAAAACAACCUGCUGAAAGUUGCAGAUUACUGCGAAAACAACUACCUGCAGGCAGAUGAUCCAAGCAAGGUAGUGGAGGAGUCCAAGGCUUUAACCAUUCAGGCGUUGGCGAGUGUAACUUACCAGAUCAACAAUGUUGCAACUUUACUGCUCAGACUGCUGGACUCUCAGACCAUGCGGCUCAGCAACAUGGAGUCUUCAGUCAACCUGCUGUCACUGGCUGCAGCCAUCCACUAUGAGAAGGUGGCCAGAAGAGAGAUCAGCACUUUCACCAUCUCCCAAAACAAGAUCCGCUCCAAACUUGUGGCCCCGCCUCCUUCAGGCAAGGAAGCAGAGAGAAUAUACUCCAGGGUACCAAUAUCAUACUCCAUCUUGGACUCCACUGGACAUUGUUUCCAGGUCACCAGGGAGACACCCACUAAGGUGCCAGGGACCACCAGGGACAGCACACUGAGCAUUGCAGAUGUUCCCUCGUCCAAUCAAGGCAUCGCUGUACCGCUACCAUCAGUUCCUGCUCAUUCUAACACCCACAAUAACCUUCCUCCUCCUCAUCAUCAUCAGCAAAACUCAUUGGACCUCACAGGGGGUACGCAUCUCUUGCCUCCACCUCCACCCACUGGCACCUCCAACAUUGUGCCUCCCCCACCAAACAUCUUUUCACCUCCCGCAGUAGCAGAUGCUUCUCUCCCACCUCCCCCUGUAACAGGAGGUCCUCCUCCUCCUCCUCCACUUCCUGCAUCUCUUACUUCCUGCAUGGACGCCAGCCUGCCAACACCACCUUCUUUAACCUCACCAACAUGUCUGCCACCACCACCAAACAACCUCCUUUCUCCUCCUCCACCUCCACCCACUGGCACCUCCAACAUUGUGCCUCCCCCACCAAACAUCUUUUCACCUCCUCCAGGAGCAGAUGCUUCUCUCCCACCUCCCCCUGUAACAGGUACUCCUCCUCCUCCUCCACUUCCUGCAUCUCUUACUUCCUGCAUGGACGCCAGCCUGCCAACACCACCUUCUUUAACCUCACCAACAUGUCUGCCACCACCACCACCCCCACCACCAAACAACCUCCUUUCUCCUCCUCCUGUAGCAGGGGGUACGCAUCUCUUGCCUCCACCUCCUCCACCUCCACCCACUGGCACCUUCAACAUUGUGCCUCCCCCACCAAACAUCUUUUCACCUCCUCCAGGAGCAGAUGCUUCUCUCCCACCUCCCCCUCUAACAGGUACUCCUCCUCCUCCUCCCCCCACUUCCUGUAUGGACACCAGCCUGCCAUCACCACCAUCCUUGACCUCACCGACAUCUCUGCCACCACCACCUCCUCCUCCUCCACCAAACAUAUUUUCUCAGCCUCCUGUAGCAGGAGCUCCUCCUUUACCGCAUCCUCCACCUCCACCUCCACCUCCACCCACUGGCAUCUCCAACAUGUUGCCAGCUCUUCCCCCUCCACCCAUACAUUAACAAACCCAUUUCCUAUGAAAGCAGCUGAAAUGCAACACUACUGUGUUGCAGUA